Messenger RNA from Drosophila guanche, 2605 nucleotides. RefSeq names its product condensin complex subunit 1-like. NCBI's taxonomy places the organism in Eukaryota, Metazoa, Arthropoda, Insecta, Diptera, Drosophilidae. The record is from RefSeq and is a predicted model, not a curated record. The coding region runs from base 16 to 2082 and encodes 688 amino acids. Gene Ontology annotation, molecular function: histone binding. Gene Ontology annotation, cellular component: condensed chromosome, centromeric region. Gene Ontology annotation, biological process: mitotic chromosome condensation; meiotic chromosome condensation. The transcript has 2 exons.
UCCAUUCGGAUCACGAUGCAAGCCUUCAACAUGAUGUUUUCGAGUGUUGAGUAUCUGGUCCAGCGGCUGACCAAAGUACUCGACCAGAUUGAGCCGCUCACAGAUCAGAUGCGCCUCGCCUAUUUGAAUGUCACCCAGAUGACGCUCUAUCUGCAGGUGACUAUGGUAAAGCAGAUCGACGGCAUGGCCCAACAUCCGUGGGCAGAGUACCCUGAGUGGGAAGAGCAGCGCUUCAAAUUCCUCUUGCAGCUCUUCAAAAUUCUGCUGCUGCCAUUGCAGCGCCUGUGGAAUCCGCCCGUGGUGGGUGAUGACUUUAUAGCUCUGAUAUGCAAUAUAUGCUACGAUACAAUAAUUCGCACACCGAUGGACGACGGGAACCAAACUAUGUUUGAUCUUGUCUUCAUGAUUUUGGGCAUCUGCAUUAAACGCUUCAACCAUGACAAUGUCUUCAAGGAGCGCAUACUGCAGAUUCUACGGGACACCACACACGCCGCCAGUUCGGUGGCCAGAGGCAUCCUGACGAUGCACGACAUCCACGGAGUCAUCUCAAUCUUCUACACUCUGCUGAAAAUAAUUGUGGAGGAAAUGAAGCUGAAGGCCGAGGACACGCUCACGACAGUGUCCGAGCCCUUCUCCGCCUUCCUCGCCAAGUUCUCGAGCUUCGCUAAAGACGGUGUCCGUCGCUUCACGCGUAAUGGCGUCAUUGGCCAGUCCCGGAAGGAUCCGAGGCGCCUUUUCUUCGACUGCUUCUAUCACCAGAAGCUCACGAAUUUUGAUGGCAUAGCCAUGUGCGUGUUCGACUACAUCGAGCGCAUGUACCUUUUCCCCAAGGUGGUGGCCCGCUCACUACUCAAGGAGCUCCUUGAGCUAUUCGACAACAACAAAUACCUACGUGAAAGCACGGGGCCCAGUGAGAUUCUCCCCUUUAUGGUGACCCGAUUUUUGUUUUGCAUUGGUUACAUGAUCAUCCAGAAGUCGAUACGUCUCGAAAUAGAUUUCGAUACUAACGAGCAGUGCCCAAGCGAUGAGCAGACGGACCAGCCGAAGCCCCCCAAACUGGCGAGACUCUUAAUUAAUGGCGUGGCGAUGCAGGAGCCGUACGAGGAUGGCACGAUUAUCACCGCCGAUCAAAUGAACGUUCUCUGCGAGGAUAUGCUGAAGCUCAAUCCGGUAGGCCUAGUCCACCGUCUGAAGGCCAUUAUCCACGCUAUUAGCAUGAAGCCGAGCGUAAGCCGAGAUCCGUUGCUGCAGCGGGCGGUAGUCACCACAUUGGGGCGCCUGAUGUGCAUCUCGUCGAGCUUUUGCCCACUCAAAAUACCCUUUCUCAUGGACCUCCUCCAAUUGACCAGCAAAAUGAAGAUCAAGUGCGGCCCGGAUCUUACCAUGCGCUUCCCGAACGUAAUUGAAAUGUGGUCCUGUCACCUGUACUGGCAGGUGAGGUCGACGAAUGCGGAGCUGCGCCUCACGGCAGCUAAGAUAAUGUCGCACCUCAUGGUCAACGAUAUGAUACCCGUGAAGGAACAUUUAUCGGGCUUAGCACGCUGCAUAAUGGCCUCAGAAGAGGAGAUACAGGAAACCGCCAAGCAAUUCUUCCAGAUGUUCGCCAACAAGAACUUGAACCUCUUUUACAAAUUUCUGCCAGGCAUUAUCAUGCAGCUGGGCGAAAGCUCUCUGCGCGAGACUAAGAUGCUUUACAACCGAAUUGAAGUUAUAUCGUUCCUAAUGGGGCUCAUCCCGAGGGAUGGCAAUAUCGAGAAGCUAUUGAAUAAGCUCAUCUGCAGCUUAGGCGAUUCCUUCGACGGGCGCCAGUGUAGCGACAUUGCCCUCAGCCUCAGCCAUAUCAACUACAACGUGUCUUUGCUCACAAACUUGAUGGAAAAAAUGCAUCUCUACCACGUAAACCUGCAGCAGGAGGACAUCUACCAGCAGUUCUUCCAGAUCAUCCGCAACUCCCAACGACAGGCAACACCUGAGAUGAACGCCACCAUCGCCGAGUUCAAGAAGCGCCUCAGGGCAUCCCUUCUUACUUACAGCUUGAAUGCUUCUUCUAAGCUGCCCUCCACACGAAACUUCACAAUAUAAUACUCCCCUUAACUACAAAACACUUCUCCCGUUACCACCUUCUGUGGCAUCGGGUGCAUCUCAGUUAACAAAAUGACCAACCAAGACCAGGCAAACAUCACAGCCCAUGCGAGUAUUUCGACAGUGUGGUGCAAUGCAUACACAUAUGAAAAUCAAUUUAUAUAAAAAGCUAAAGCCAAGAAGCAAAGCCAAAACAUGUAGCCAACACCCCUCUGCCACUGGAAAACUCUUUCUCGUAUUUUUUUUGUUUGAGUUUUGCCAAUCAAGUGGCACUGCUGCCCCAACCUCCACGUCCGUUGUCGUUUGGUCAAUGAAUAAAUGGCAACUGUAAAUGAAAACAAUUCAAAUUAAACAUGGUCUAAAGGGAGGACCAAUGGAUCGGAUGGCAGUGGAUGGAUGGAUGAAUGGAUGGAUGGUUGGUUGGGGCCAUAUGCCCCAUUGAAAACUGCAACAGGGGCAGCAACUUCAAAUGGAGCGGUGGCAGAAAAAAAUCAGCAGCCGCAACAGCAGCAGGGAAACAACA